UGCUGCACCUCACCGCUUAAGUGCGGGUCAUCUAGCUCUGUUGCCCUGAUACGGCCGCCUCCUCGCUCCGCCGAGAAGGGUGUGGGUGCCUCAUCCAUUGACUUCGCUGGCCAUUCGGACAGGCAAACAGAUGACCUAGAGCUCCUUGUCCGACACCAGCGGACGAUGGACCUAUCAGCGAUCCUGGCCACUCCCACUGUGGCGCAGCGAACCGACACGUUCAAUGCCAACACGUUCCUCCAUGACGACGGAUGUUGGGACAGGAUGUCACGGUCAUGGUCGGGCGUGGCAACAAUUUGAUGAAGAACUGACCUGGAUAUUGACGACAGUCCCAGAAUCAGAAGGCCGACCCGCCGCACGUUUAACCGGAUUGUUAGGCUUUCUGUUCGCCACCGAGUUGCACGAGCGUGGGGAGAGCAGUACCUCCAGGCUCCGUACGGCACGGCACUAAAUGGAAAGUGAGGGUGACUCAGACGUGAGCUACCAAAUCGCCAUCCUAGGCAGCCAAUGUCUACGCGGGCGCGUGGGCUACCGUACCUGAUUCGCCAAUUUGACUCGCCUGCUUUCUGGCACCUUCGUCGCUGUCUUCCGACGAGGGCGAAGUGCACGCAUGACAAGGAAUCGGGCUGCGACAGAUUUCCAAUCAUGGGAUGGGCUCCUGCCGACCGACCUGUUGUCUUAGGUCUGCUCUUUUCCUGUUUGCGUGUCAUAUUUAUGCUCUCGCAGUCACCAGCCGCAAGAGCCUGAUCCGUUGGUAACAUAUCUCUCUCUGACUCCACUGUACCAGCAGCCAGGAGGUCCAACACCUCACGUUCAUGCUGACCUGCGAGCAAUACUUAUUCACUACUGAUCAUUGGCCAAUACCAGUGCUACUUAUCACAGCGCUGUCGCAACAUCUUCCUGCCAAUCGACCUUGAACGCAGGCACUCAUCCGGACCUAGGCGGACAGAAUCCAAGCAUAGGUACAGCACAGCACAGCACAGCACAGCACGACGCGACGGGCUUCGCCACACACGCACAUGAUCCCGCUGCCCAUAUAAGGCUGACCAACUCGCUCGCCCUUGGGCAAACCCACCACGACACACCAUCUACAGUCGCGAGAGUCUGCUAUGGACUUGUCGCAACAGCCGCAAGAGAAGAGAAUGGGACCAACAUCACACCUGCUCACACCCGAGGAGCCGACGAUAGACAGCUUUGAACAACACAGGCAGCCUGUCAAGCCUGUAGAGCCACGAUCGCCACCAGCGUCACCAGCAUUCAGGCCGCUCUCUCAAGACCAUAUUCUCUACCCGUAUGAGGGCAACGAUUCUACGCAUACGCCACUAUUCGCGGCCCAUACCACUCCCGGAGCCACUCCAGAACGAGAAUCUACACCAGCAACAACGGCUGCGUUGCAGUCACCUAGCCCAGCGGAGCCACACGCCCGACAGCAACAGCGACCACACUCGCCCAAAGAACCCCUGUAUCCCAGGCCUGCUGUCAUCAGUUUUGUUCAGCAGUAUAACGCCGAUCCAGUGGGUUAUCACAAGAGGUGUGUGGCUGAGGUCAUGGAAUUGCAGAGGACCAUGCGCGGGGCGCGAAAGCUACCUUCACCCAUCUUCCAACCCGUCGAGCGCGAUUCUCAUACCAAACGACUCGUUGAAAGUCUAGGCAAGACAAGGGUAACCAAAAGUGGAUCUACUCUUCCUGUCGCGAUCCGAGCACGAGUCGACAGAAUUGCCGCACCUGCGAGGCCAUCACGGGCCGGUCCCAUCGAUGAAGAACGGACUAUUCCGACCCCAACGAAGCGAGCCAGCAGGCAGACGUCCAGUGCUACCAACGGCAUGAGCGGCCAACUCCAUGCUGCUGCUGCACCGAAACCACGCACUCGUCAGCCUCCCAGCAAGAUGGUCGAACGUAAAGACCAAAACUGGAGAGAUGUGCCUGAUCGAUGCCCUCCAACCUCGUCGUUGGACACUGGAAGCAAGAAACUGUCGGUCGAGUGGCCGAACAAGAACCACCAAGACUUGAGUAAUGAUGAGGAUCGCAUCCACCUGCAUGCACAGGAACUGGCAGUGGCAUCGACUCUCAGGCUGAAAUGUGACCGCUACAUGCUCAUCAAGCGCCUCAUCUUCCAGGAGAAAGUGAAGUUUUUGAAUGAGAACAAGGAGUUCAACAAGACGUCUGCGCAGGCGUGUUGCAACGUUGAUGUUAACAAAAUCAGCAAGCUCUGGCAGUCAUUCAACGACGUGGGCUGGUUCGACAAGCACUGGUUCGAACAAUACAUGGAGUAAAGUGUGCUCGCCUUCCAGCCUCCCCCGGAGGCUACAGAUGACAGGCAAUUCGGUCACACAGUUUGACUGGCCCUUUCGGAUUCAUUUUGUGCGGGACGCGCACCUCUUUUUUAUGCUUUUCAUUCAUGCGUUAUUUUGGCAACAGCUUUGCACGACACUCACACUUUUCGGGAGUUUACGAUUACAGGAUAUGGGAUGAAGGCGGCCCGCUCUGGCAGUGGUCUGGAUGAGAUAUGGACUUUUUGAUGAUUUGCAUGAGGAUAUGAGUGCAUUAGACCGAGUCUGGUGCAGUAGGUUGGAUGAUGUGCUAGAUUGGACGCAGCUCCAGUACUUGUUUUGCUUGCAUUAUACCCCCUACUCUAGCUAGCCAGAGACGCCGAUAUAGCAAUGACAGUUGUGUAGUAAUUUGGACG
This is a messenger RNA of Sphaerulina musiva SO2202, 2686 nucleotides long. RefSeq lists its product as uncharacterized. NCBI's taxonomy places the organism in Eukaryota, Fungi, Ascomycota, Dothideomycetes, Mycosphaerellales, Mycosphaerellaceae. The transcript has a single exon. The coding region runs from base 1110 to 2273 and encodes 387 amino acids. The record is from RefSeq and is a predicted model, not a curated record. Gene Ontology annotation, molecular function: protein binding.